AUGGCAGCUGCAGAGGCUGGCGCGAGUCUGCAGCUGCAGCAGGAAAUUGCUGCUGUGUUUGCUUCUGCAGGCAGCAGCAGCAACGAGGUGCAGCAGCAAGUUGCUGCUGCUCUCAGCCGCAUCAGCGAAAUCCCCAAGGUGUACAUACACUACGCAGCAAUCCUGGGGAGCUGUCAGUACACCCCAGAUGUGCGGCAGGUUGCGGGCCUUAGCCUGAAGUCUGCGCUGCAGCGGCAGCAGCAGCUGCAGCAGCAGGAGCUGCAGCAGCUGCUGCCGCCGCUGCUGCUGGCGCUGCAGGAGCAGGCGCGGCCGCUGCGGGCUGCAGCGGGGUCUGCCGUGACGGCGCUGGUUUGCUGCCAGCAGCUGCAGCAGCAGGAGCUGCAGCAGCUGCUGCAGCAGCUGCUGCUGCUGCUGGACUCCCCCAACGGGGACGUGGCGGAAGCAGCUCUCAGCACCCUGUCGAAGAUAACAGAGGAUUUGCUGCAGGGGGUGCGUCUGCAGCAGCUGGAGCAGCAGCAGCUGCAGCAGCAGCAGCAGCAGCAGCUGCUGGUGUUCAUCCCGUGGGCGCAGCAGCAGCUGGUGCCGCGGCUGCUGCGGGAGGCGACCCCGGCCGCCGCUGCUGCAGCGCCCGCGCAGCAGCAGCAGCAGCAGCAGCAGCAGCAGCAGCAGGCCGUGUACACUUUAAACCUCAUUUCUGCUGCUCAGGGCUUCUGUGAAGGAGCUCCUUUUGCUUCCUUCUUCGGAGACUAUUGGGGGGCCCUGGGGUCUCUUGCUGCAGCAGCAAAUCCCAAGACGCAGCGCGCAGUUAUAUAUGGGAUUCUGCAGGUGCUGGAGAAGCAGCCAGCAGCAGCAGCAGCAGCAGCAGGGCCUCUCGCGGACUUCUUCAUUCGCUGCCUCCGCGCUGAAGACUACCAGCUCAAGCAGGACGCCCUCGAGUUUUGGCCUGCCAUACUGCGGGAAGCUUCAAACUCUGGCCCGGAGCAGCAGCAGCACGUGCUGCAGCAGCUGCGGCUGAGGCUGCCGCAGCUAAUUCCUUUGCUGGUGGCCAACACGAUAUAUACAGAGACUGACUUCCUGAAUAUGGAUGCAUCUCAACUAGAAGAAGAUAAUGCUGCAACAGCAGACGACGCGCAAGACGUGGCGCCGCGAUUUCACCGCAGCAGGGACCCAGCAGCAGCAGCAGCAGCAGCAGGGGACUCUGCUGCAGCAGCAGAAGAGGACGAAGAAGAUGCAGCAGCAGCAAGAGGCACUUGGGGAGAUAGCUGGAGUGUUAGAAAGGGGAGUGCUUUGGCUCUGGACCAUUUUGCUGCUGUUUUUAAAGACGAAGUGCUACCGUUUGUGCUGCCGCUGAUAGAGGAGGGCCUGCAGCAGCAGCAGCAGCAGCAGCAGCAGCAACAGUGGCUGAAGCAGGAAGCAGCAGUUCUUUCGCUGGGAGCUGUUGCUCAUGGCUGCCAAGAGGCCCUCAGCCCCCACUUGCAAACAGUUUUGCUUUAUUUGCUGCAGCUCUCGAAGCACCCCAAGCCGUUGCUGCGGAGCAUAUCCUGCUGGUGUAUUUCCCGCUACGCGUCCUGGCUGUGUCAGCAGGAGCACGAGCAGCAGCAGCAGCAGCAGCAGCAACAGCAGCAGCAGGGAGUGGGGAGCGGGGGCUCUCCGUCGGCUGCUCAGCCGCAGCCGCCGUCGGGAGCAGCAGCGCAGCCGCAGCAGCAGCAGCAGGAGAGCCUGUUCGGGCAGGUGCUGCAGCAGCUGCUGCAGCGGCUGCUGGACCGCAACAAAAGAGUCCAGGAAGCAGCAUGUUCAGCUUUUGCUGCUAUAGAAGAUGAGGCCCGGGAGCUGCUGGUGCCUUAUUUGCAGGCAGUUCUUGCUGCGCUGCAGCGGGCUUUGCAUCUUUAUCAGACGAAAAACAUGCUGAUUCUUUGCGACGCUUUGGGCACUUUGGCCGAAGGUGUGGGGCCCCACAUUUGCUGCUCUCUCGGCAGCAGUUUGCUGCUGGAUUUGCUGCAGCUCAGCCAGCAGACGCAGCCGGGGCAGCCGCUGUGUCUGGCCCUUAGUGAAGCUGUUGCAUGCAUUGCAGCAGCAAUGCAGGGAGCGUUUGCUCCCUACGCGCCUGUAGUUUUGGAUUUGUGUCAGCAGCGAAUGAGUCAAGUGCUGCAGCAAAUCGAAGCCCAAAACCAGGGAGACACUUCGGUGUGGCCUGACCGCGACACUCUGGAGUGUUCGCUAGACAUGUUGAGUUCUGUGGCGGACGCGCUGGGGCAGCAGCUGCUGCCGCUGCUGCAGCAGCGGCAGCAGCUGCUGCUGCUGCUGCUGCAGUGCUGCCAAGACAAAAGUCCCUCCGUGCUGCAGUCCGCCCUCGCCCUCGUCGGCGACCUGUCCAGACACUGCGCUGUGCUGCUUACUCCUGACGUCAUCUUCCCCAUUCUGCAGCAGCAGCUGCUGCACGGAGCCAUUUCGGUGGCGAACAAUGCGGGCUGGGCUUUGGGAGAAUUGUCUCUUCGGGUGUCUCCUGAACUUUUGGAUCCUUUUGCUGCUUCUCUUGCUGCUCAACUUAUUUUCAUUCUCCAGAAGCAAGACAUGCACCGCGCUUUGCUGCAAAACGUCGCCAUCACACUCGGCCGGCUAGCCCGCGUGUGCCCCAACCGGCUGGCCCCCUUUCUGCCGCAGUUUUUGGGCCGCUGGUGCGCUGUGGCCAGAACUGCCCGAAACGACACUGACAAGGCAGGAGCCUUCCAAGGUGCUGCUGCUGCUGCUGCUGCUGCUGCUGUGGUUGCUGCUGCUGCUGCUGCUGCUGUGGUUGCUGCUGCUGCUGCUGCUGCGGAGGGGGGUGCGGCGAGGGGUGCUGCGGCUGAUGGGGGAGGAGGAUUUGGGAUGGAAUAUGCGGCUUGA
This is a messenger RNA of Eimeria tenella, 2883 nucleotides long. Its product is annotated as transportin, putative. Lineage: Eukaryota; Apicomplexa; Conoidasida; Eucoccidiorida; Eimeriidae. Gene Ontology annotation, cellular component: nucleus; cytoplasm. Gene Ontology annotation, biological process: protein import into nucleus. Gene Ontology annotation, molecular function: nuclear import signal receptor activity. The coding region runs from base 1 to 2883 and encodes 960 amino acids. The transcript has 10 exons. The record is from RefSeq and is a predicted model, not a curated record.